This is a messenger RNA of Melampsora larici-populina 98AG31, 720 nucleotides long. RefSeq lists its product as uncharacterized. The record is from RefSeq and is a predicted model, not a curated record. The transcript has 5 exons. Lineage: Eukaryota; Fungi; Basidiomycota; Pucciniomycetes; Pucciniales; Melampsoraceae. The coding region runs from base 1 to 720 and encodes 239 amino acids.
AUGCAUUCUCAAUCAUCCCGACCUGCAUGCAUUCGAGCAAAACUUUUAUCCGCACUAAACUUAUUGGAAAAAGCCAACAAGAAUCUAGGAGUCGCAUCAAACGAUCUCAAAGUUUCCAAGGACAGUGUGAAGCCAGUGGUAGAUCAAUGUGACCCGCUCUUGACUGCACUGGCUAGAUGCAACAACACUGUGACCUCUCACAGAUACGCGCGUCAAAGAUCGACUAAGGUCCCCAUCCGUGUCCCAGCUGGAUUUCCUACUAAUUGCAACUUUAGUCAAAGGUUAAUCUGUAGCUUCGAGGAUGUGAAGGGAGAAGAUAAAGAGAUCUUGGCUUUAGAACACAAGCUGCAAACAAGAGCCAAAGUGAUGAAGUGUCUAGAAUUACUUAUCCCCGACUUACCGUCGCCCGACUCACCGGUCUUACAACGUGAAGAUGAGCUGAUACAUUGGUUAUUAUCAACAUCAAACACUCAGUCGGAAGGGGAAAAGAAUCUAGAGACAAUGGCAUCGAGUGGCUCAGGAUCAAGAUCUAUAGUUCCAUCUUUGUACAACACGCCAAGUCACAGUCAAUCAAGAGAAUCAACUCCUUACUCGUAUCUCCCGACGCCACCUCUAGCGUCAUCAUCAAUAGGAAAGAGUCAUCACUCGAACAAAACUCUUUCUUUGAGCUGGUCAAUCCCAAGACCAAGAAGGCUCAAAGAAUUCCAGGAGACCAAGUAG